AUGGCUGAUGAAAAGUAUAUCAUAGUAACGGGCUUUCCCGGACGGAUUACGGGGUCAGCAAUAGUCAGAAAGCUCUCGUGGAUAGUUAGAGGACAUUUUGAGAUUGUUGCAAUGCAACCAGCUCCAAAGGGCCUCAAGAAAUGUUUUAUUAAGUUGUCCCCGCGGCUGAACCUACAGAAUGUUAUUAAGAAAAUUAACGAUGCCAGUUUUGGUCAUUACAAAUUGUUGGUGACUCCUUGCAAUGAGCCUAUACCAGAACAGAAGAGAAAGAAACCUAGGGUUUUGCCAGACCUUCUACGCAAGAAAAUGCAGAUUCCAAUCGAACUAUCACCAAAAGAGGUUAUUAUUAAUGUUCACAAUGAGAUGGUGCGGGAGUUAGAAUAUAAGUAUACUGGACUGUUUAAUUUGAGCAAGAAGACCGAUCAUAAACUCAUGGAAAAUUUAUGCAUUGUAAUAGCGGAGAGAUUAAAAAAAUUAGCGUCGUCUUUUAAAAGGAUGGAUUCUCCGUUUCAUUUGAGUUUAGCGUACAGAAAGGCGUAUCCGCACUUCGGGGACUUCCAAUUACUGUUGGCGACGUUACACGGGAUCGAAGAUGCGGAAGCGUUGCCGCGAUCGCAAAUUAACGAGAAAGAACUCAUGUCUACUGUGAAUCAGCAAUUUUUGAUCGGCAACGUUCCGGUAGAAAAGGCACAAGAAACUUGCAGAAAGUAUUCCGCUCGUAUUGUGAAGAAGGUAGUCGAGCAUAUAAAUAAAUUGAAGACUGAAGUUGAAGAUCCGGAAAAUCCCGAAGUGGGAGUGGCUAAAACAAAAGUAAGGCAACAGCUGAAGAGGCUUGAACAAUUUUUGCCCGAUAUAGUCAAUGAAGUUGUAAACAAACACUUUUUACCUAAAUUACCUAUGUAUCAGAGGGUCCGGAUUUACGGCGAGCCAUACAUGCCGAAUCGUGCUAUUACCGAACCAUUAUUCAAGAGUUUCUUUAUCAAGAGAUUCGCAAGAUCUGAGAAAAUGUUUAAUAUGCUUUCGUGUGUAGUGCCGAGACAAAACUAUAACAAAUUGUUAGCUAAGGAUAACAUUUCUUUGGCUGAUUGUAAACUGGUGAUACGCGGAGAAGAUAUUGAGAAGUACUCAAUUCCGGAGGAAAUAAAACAAGAUCUAGCUCAAAGCCUGGAUCAGGGUGGAGCAGACGUUGAAAUGGUCGAAACGUGGGAGGAAUGGUAG
Molecule: messenger RNA, 1218 nt
Organism: Pieris macdunnoughi
Lineage: Eukaryota; Metazoa; Arthropoda; Insecta; Lepidoptera; Pieridae
Source: the annotation of a GenBank genome assembly